AUGCCUUCUUGGACCAUCACCAACGACGACAAGAUGAGCAGUUGGCGGGACCAGCUCUCGCCUCGGAACUUGAGUUUCCGGGGCUUCAGAAGAGCUUCAGAGUCAGUAGCAAAGACAACCUCAACGGCGAAAACAGACUUUACCAUGAUGCAUUAUCCUGACCGGCCCACGAGGAGGAUCACUGAGGCCGAUAUUCCCAAUGACGAAGAGUGUAAAAAGACACUUGUGAGAAUGAGAAAGGCCUCUUUUGCAGAGCAAUUACACCACCGAAGACAUGAAUACCAUAUUCAACAUCAAAAUCAAUUAUCUCCUGUGCCAGAACCAACACCUACGCCAGAAGAACCAUUUUCAUUAAGACCGCCUACAUUAAAAGUAUCCCAAAUCGAGCCUCCUCGGAUAGAACCACCAUCAUCGUCACCACAACAGUCAGAACAGCCUCGGGUGGAGGAGCCACGAGCACAGCAACCGUCGAGAUUAACGUUUGGUCCUUUCAACGGUCCAUUCCGAUCAACUUACGGUUCACUUUCACCGGCUCAAGAAGAGCUAGAAAACGUCGACAACGAUGAGCCUACAGAAACAACGCAAGGUGUACUACAAGUGCCAGAACCAGCGAUUGAUAUUCGAAAAAGUAUCCUGGCUGUAGAUGAUCUCAACUUGGCAACGGGGCCAGCUGCUUCGCCAGUUGUCAUCAGCGAAGCCAAGACUAUCAGACUCGAACGAGUCGAACGAAUCGAUAACACCCCCACCGCUUCACCAUUCUCGUCACCACGACCCAGCAAUGCUUCAAUGACAACAUUGCCCAAGCGAAAGCCAUCAGUACAAAUGGUCGCUAUCCGUCCAUCAUCUCAGGACUCUCAGAGGCGCAAGCCUUCUGUUCACACAGUUGUCGUGCGGCGCCCUUCAUCAAAACCCCAUGUAGAUGCCCUCAGCUCUCAUCCAACUCGCUCAUCUACUGCCACUCAAGUCCACGUUCGACAGGAUAGCUUGUCAGAUCCAAUGUGUCUCGUAUGCCACAACGGAAUCGCUGAGAGGUCUGGUACCUGUUCAAUCUGCGAUAGUGACUCGAUGACAGCGACUCCCGUCGAGAGUAGCCCCAACUUUUCAAGACUUCAUCAUAAACCAACUAUCAAGAAGUACAACCGCCCUCCGCCACUGGUCUCUCACUCUCUCAACGGCAUCGCAAAACUUCACCGUCCUUCUGCAUCUCUCACAUCAGACCCCGAGGCCAACCAAAUCUCACCACCAGCUUCACCUAGCUCGCGCAGCAGCAGCACAGCUGAGACUGUCAAGAGCCUUGCUACCGGACCGUCUGUACCUCCAACGCCCAUGUCAGCGUUGUCAACACCUGAGGUGUUUAAGCGGUUCAAGGAAGAGGUUGAAAAUCGAGCUCAGGCUGAUGAUGGUCCUGCAUUCGAUGAUCCUUGGAUGGCCAAGUGUAAAACUCCAGAAGAUGAUGUUUAUGAGGAUGACUGGGCCGACUACUACUUUGACGAGCAAAACUUCAAUGCUAGGCCCGGCAAACAAACACAAAGCCCAGCGCCCGAUUUGCAAUUUGUCGCAAGCCCAGUUUGCCCCGGUCCAGGUUGGAUAUGA
Molecule: messenger RNA, 1593 nt
Organism: Fusarium pseudograminearum CS3096
Lineage: Eukaryota; Fungi; Ascomycota; Sordariomycetes; Hypocreales; Nectriaceae
Exons: 1
Coding region: 1-1593 (530 amino acids)
Source: RefSeq, a predicted model, not a curated record